GAAGCGCCCAUGUCCCUCCCUCACCAAUUUUCUCCACCUUCUGUCUCUUCUUUCUAUGUAAAAGGCCAAAAAGGAGAGGGGGAAAUUACCACGAAGGAAAGAGACUUUCCGUCACUUUCUGGUUGUUGGCUCGUUAUAAAUUGCAGGCUCAGCCCAAACUGAAUACGAACGCUGAAUAUUUUAAAAGCAAGACACUUUUGCUGGGAAAUCUUUAAGCUGUUGAUACAAGAUUAAAGCUCACGAUUUUAUUGGUUCUCUCUGUAAAUCCUCUGCAUUCUGAUUCUUCUCUUUUCUGGAGUGCAAUUGGCGGCAAAUUUUGUAAUUCUACCGUCGUCCGUCAUCCCCGCUCAAGCGGCAUUGUGGUUACUAUAAAGCACAUACAACAAGCUCGGCGUGGGCGUGAUUAUCUUAUCUCGAUCUUCAUUUCCUUCUCUCCUCGAAUCCCAGGUAUUCAAACCCGAAUCUAUCUCCUGCGUUCUUUGGAAUGAAUCUAAGUCAGUUGAUUGCCCAAAAAUUUUCAACGGAAUUUUAUAGUUCUGCUUAAUGGGCUGCGUUUGUUCAAGGAAAGCUAAGUCAGCUGGUUACGAGGAUCCCACUGUUCUUGCUGCAGAGACACCUUUCUCUGUGAGUGAAGUGGAGGCGCUACAUGAGCUCUAUAAGAAGUUGAGCAACUCCGUUAUUGAAGAUGGUCUUAUUCACAAGGAAGAAUUCCAGCUGGCGCUCUUCAGGAAUAAAAACAAGAGAAAUCUGUUUGCAGACAGGGUUUUUGACUUAUUUGAUGCCAAGCGUAAUGGGGUUAUUGAAUUUGGGGAAUUUGUUCGAUCAUUGGGUGUUUUUCACCCGGAUGCACCUAUGGAAGACAAGAUUACUUUUGCUUUUAGGUUGUAUGAUCUGAGACAGACGGGAUAUAUUGAACGUGAGGAGCUAAAGGAGAUGGUAUUGGCGCUUCUACACGAAUCAGAUCUUGUACUGUCAGACGAUAUGGUCGAAACCAUUGUGGAUAAGACAUUUAGUGAUGCUGACACAAAAGGUGAUGGAAGGAUUGAUCAAGAGGAGUGGAAGGCAUUUGUCUCAAAACAUCCAUCUCUGAUGAAGAACAUGAACCUUCCCUACUUAAUGGAUAUAACCUUAGCGUUUCCAAGUUUUGUGGAGACAACAGAAGUUGAAGACUCAGAGGUCUGAGAUUUUCGUUUCAUCUUCGAUCUCCUUUGAUAUUUCUUAUCAAGGGAUCACCGUUUUCUGCGUUGACAAAGAUAUCCAACGGAAUUUCACCAAUGGUUCCCGACCCGAACUUGAAAGGACUUGGUUUUGCGAUUCUUUGAAGCGGGAUCAGCCAUAAAGAAUGCUUUUUUUUAUGACAUGAAUUGUUCUGCUAGCGCAAGGCCUUGUGUUGCAUUGCAUAUCGAAAGAGACACGUGAGACCGAGUCAACCACCUUGCUUUUUAUGGCUCUUGCGGCGUCAGAAACUCAGAGUCUUUGGACAUUUAUUUAUUUAUUAUUAUUUUUAACUAAAACUUUCGAUUAUACUUAAUAAAUCGCCUACACCUAAUGUCUGAUCGUCUUCGCAUGUGGACCAAACUUAGAAUUGGGGAAUGCUUUAUUUUCAAUAUUUUGGCCGGAGUUCAGAGUCCUCGGUUUCAGAGUAAAGAAAGAGGCGGUCAGCGCAGGAAGCCGGUGUUGCCGAGAAAAUGCUUCACUGGUCCGUCACUGAAUAUAGUAUACCAUGCAACUUGGUCUUUGAAUUUUUUUUUUUUAUUAUUGUAAAGUUCGCAGGCUUACCUUAUUUUUUUGUAAUGUUCGCCUGAGUUAGCUCGCA
Messenger RNA from Neltuma alba, 1816 nucleotides. RefSeq names its product calcineurin B-like protein 4. NCBI's taxonomy places the organism in Eukaryota, Viridiplantae, Streptophyta, Magnoliopsida, Fabales, Fabaceae. The coding region runs from base 544 to 1182 and encodes 212 amino acids. Gene Ontology annotation, molecular function: kinase binding; calcium ion binding. The record is from RefSeq and is a predicted model, not a curated record. Gene Ontology annotation, biological process: calcium-mediated signaling. The transcript has 9 exons.